This is a messenger RNA of Chlorella variabilis, 678 nucleotides long. RefSeq lists its product as hypothetical. The transcript has 6 exons. The coding region runs from base 1 to 678 and encodes 225 amino acids. The record is from RefSeq and is a predicted model, not a curated record. Gene Ontology annotation, biological process: late endosome to vacuole transport via multivesicular body sorting pathway; vesicle budding from membrane. Gene Ontology annotation, cellular component: multivesicular body. Lineage: Eukaryota; Viridiplantae; Chlorophyta; Trebouxiophyceae; Chlorellales; Chlorellaceae.
AUGCGGCGCUUAUUCGGUUCCAAGAAGCCAGCGGCCCCCGCGCCGACCAUGGAUGAAGCGGUGGACAAGCUCAACGUCCGGGGAGACACGCUGGAUGAGAAGAUCCGAAAGCUAGAUGAGCAGCUGGCCAAGCACCGGGACAACAUCAAGAAGACGCGGCCGGGCCCGGCGCAAGAGGCGGCUAAGCGGCGGGCGCUAGUGGUGCUGAAGCAGAAGCGGCUAUACGAGUCGCAGCGAGAUCAGCUGUACAACCAGCAAUUCAAUGUGGAGCAGACGACGUUUGCCAUGCAGAGCAUGCAGGACACGGUGCACACGGUGUCGGCGAUGAAGGCGGCGGGCAAGGAGAUGAAGGGGUUCAUGAAGGACAACAACCUAAAGAUCGAAAACAUAGAGAAGCUGCACGACGAGAUGUCAGACAUGCUGGACUACCACCAGGAGAUCCAGGAUGUCAUGGGCACAGCGUUUGGUGUGCCCGAGGAUGUGGAUGAGGAUGAGCUCAUGGGGGAGCUGGAUGCACUGGAGGAUGACCUGGCAGCGGAGGGCACCACCUCUGGCAGCGUGCCCGCCUACCUCCAAGACGUGGACCUGCCAGAGGUGCCGCAGGGGCAGGCGGCGCAGCCCGCGCAGGCGCAGGCAGCAGACGAGUUUGGGCUGCCGGCCAUCCCGCAGCGGACGUGA